AGCGCGCCUUCUCUUGAAUCACGCGUAUACGGAUCUGCCCACUCCUCUGCAUGGGAGACUCCCGCAGACCGCCCGGGAGCAAACAAAUUUCUCGUUAGAACUAGAACUCGGGGCGGCGCGUCCUGUAGCGCGUGCUUUGUAUUCAAUACGCCCCCGUAACCGCCGGGAUCAUGGAACUCGCCUGCCGUUCCAUCAUCCAUGACCAUGACCAUGACCACGCCUUCGGCCCUUCUCCUUCUGCGGCUCCCGUGCGGGCUCCGUGCGGCCGAGAGGCCAGUCGCCGGUGCCACCCAGAGCUUCCCGUUUAUCCGCGUCGCGUCUACAUGCGCAACGGUCAUCACACAGCGACGCUUCCCGCUGUCCCGAGACGUGCUUCUGCUUCCCGACGCGGACGCUAGCCGCUGCCAUGGGCAGAUGGCUCUUGCUGCGCAAUCACGGGAGAGCUGGAGGUGGGCGCGCUGCCCUGGCGAUCGCGAGGAAACUGGGAAGCGGGAGCUCGGGGGCAUUUGAGUGAGGGGGGCUGGGAAAGCACAUGCGCAGGGCGUGCCAUUGGACACCCUUCGCGUGUGGUUCAGGACUGGAGAUCCUUCUUUGAUUGGUGGAGAGCGGGCGAAGCGCUCAUCCAAGACGGGCGAAAGGAGUCUACUUCACUAUAGCUACACCGUGCCCCUGCGCGGGCGGGCCGAGAGUCUGGAUUUCAU
Dichomitus squalens LYAD-421 SS1 is the source of this 701-nucleotide messenger RNA. RefSeq lists its product as uncharacterized. Bases 205 to 510 code for a protein of 101 amino acids. Lineage: Eukaryota; Fungi; Basidiomycota; Agaricomycetes; Polyporales; Polyporaceae. The record is from RefSeq and is a predicted model, not a curated record. The transcript is spliced from 2 exons.